AUGGGUACUUCUAUAAAACUCAGUACAGGAGCUCGCAUUCCGAUAGUUGGAUUGGGAACAUGGAGGGCACCAAAGGGUCAGGUUGCAGAGGCUGUGAAAACAGCCAUCCAGUCAGGCUAUCGCCACAUUGAUGCUGCCCAUAUCUACCAGAACGAGGAUGAGGUUGGAGAGGGUGUGCGUGCCAUGAUAGAGCAGGGUGUGGUGAAGAGAGAAGAUGUCUUUGUCGUCAGCAAGCUGUGGUGCACAUUCCACCAGAAGUCUUUGGUUAAAGGAGCCUGCAAGAAGACCCUGAGUGUCAUGAAACUGGACUAUCUGGACCUCUAUCUAAUGCAUUACCCUAUGGGUUUUCAGCCUGGAGACGAUUUGUUCCCCAUGGAUGAAAAUAAACAAGUCAUUCCUGAUGACAGUAACUUUCUGGACACCUGGGAGGCAAUGGAGGAGCUUGUGGAUGAAGGACUGGUCAAAGCCAUUGGCAUCUCCAACUUUAACCACCAGCAGAUUGAAGCCAUUCUGAACAAGCCAGGUCUCAAAUAUAAACCUGUCAACAACCAGAUUGAGUGCCAUCCCUACCUGACUCAGGAGAAGCUGAUUAACUUCUGUCACUCUCAUGACAUCUCAGUGACAGCAUACAGUCCUCUGGGCUCCCCAGACAGACCAUGGGCAAAACCUGGUGAACCAACUCUGCUGGAGGACCCAAACAUAAAAGCCAUUGCUGAAAAACAUAAAAAGACCACUGCUCAGGUCCUUAUACGCUUCCUUAUCCAGAGGAAUGUAGUGGUUGUCCCCAAAUCCGCUAACCCCAACCGAAUCAAGGAAAACUUUCAGGUGUUUGAUUUUGAACUGAGUAAAGAGGAUAUGAACACUAUUAUGGGCUUCAACAGGAACUGGAGAGGUUUUGCCAUGGAGUGGGCGACCAAACACAAAGACUUCCCUCUAAAUGCAGAGUAUUGA
Messenger RNA from Chanos chanos (milkfish), 951 nucleotides. Its product is annotated as aldo-keto reductase family 1 member B1-like. Gene Ontology annotation, molecular function: oxidoreductase activity. Lineage: Eukaryota; Metazoa; Chordata; Actinopteri; Gonorynchiformes; Chanidae. The record is from RefSeq and is a predicted model, not a curated record. The transcript has 10 exons. The coding region runs from base 1 to 951 and encodes 316 amino acids.